CUUGCCUUCACUGCGCCCCGGCAGGGAUAGGCCACUGUUUGGCAGCUUCCCAUCCGAGCCAUCCUGCGUAUAAAGCAUCCGCCACAGCGCAACGGUUCCUGCCCUCCCCCUCUCACAUUACACACCCAGGGAUCAGUCCAUCUGGCCGCCAUCUGCUUCACGACCAUCGCGUCGAGACUUGCCCGAACAACACCCAAUUCGAUGAAGGAAGCUUCCAAGCAGCAGACCAAAUCGCAUGGCGACAUUCAUCGCUCGCCGAGAAGACCAGACUCCAACCCGGUUCCCGUAAAGGGUGGUUCACACAACCUGGAACCCUCCAAAUCCAGCAAUGGCAACCCAGCUUCGUCCUCGCCCAACGGCACUCCCGGUGGCGGCGGCCCCGGACUCGAAUCUGCUCAACCGGCACCGGCUACUGACCCGGACAGUAGUAGUAGUGGCCACGCCAUCAAUACAUCGCCGGCUGCACAAUCGGGGUUUGUCUUAGGGGACGAUGAGAAGCAGGAUGUCAACAAAAAAGAAAAGAAGCCCGUCAUGCAGCGGUUCUGGUACACCACCAAGGCGAUCGUGCUCUCUUCCAAGAUCAACGUGCUCCUCGUCUUUGUGCCGGUCGGCAUCGCCGUCGCCCAGAUCCACAGCAUGUCCCCGGCUGUCAUCUUCGCCAUGAACGCCGUCGCCAUCAUCCCGCUGGCCGGCCUUCUGAGCUUCGCUACCGAGUCGGUGGCCCAUAGACUUGGAGACUCACUUGGUGCUCUGCUGAAUGUCACGUUUGGUAACGCUGUAGAGCUGAUUAUCUUCAUUGCACUCGUCAAGGACCAAAUCCGCAUCGUCCAGGCCUCGCUCCUUGGCUCUAUCCUGGCCAACUUGCUGCUGAUCUUGGGCAUGUCGUUUUUUCUCGGAGGCUUGCGUUACCGCGAACAGAUCUACAAUAGCACCGUGACUCAGAUGAGCGCCUGUCUGCUGAGCCUGAGCGUCGUCAGCCUCGUCCUGCCGACCGCUUUCCACGCUUCGUUCAGUGACAUCAACCUUGCCGAUAGACAGUCUCUAAGGGUUAGCCGCGGAACUAGCGUGAUUCUCUUGCUGGUGUACAUUGUGUACCUGCUCUUCCAGCUGAUCUCGCACUCGUACCUCUACGAGUCGACGCCCCAGCACAUCAUCGAUGAGGAGGCAACGCCCGGCCCUGCGGCCAACUGGCUCGACUCCUCGAGCUCCGACAGCAGCUCCUCCAGCGAUUCGGAUUCGUCAGACUCGGAACACUCCCGAAACACUAUGUCGAAGCGGAUGAGACGGGUUAUGCGUCGCCGCCGGAGGUCCAGUGUAGUCUCGUCGGAUACCGGCGAGCUUAGUCCCGUUUUUGCCCGUACACCCCCGACAGACGAUCCUAAGUCGGAAGAAUCCUCGUCUCGCCCGCCCAUUCUUCAUCAGAAGCCGAGCGGCGGCGGAAGCGAUGAGAUGGAAGAAGACAAGUCCCAUCGUCAUGGGAAGCGCCACCGCCGUCGACUGCCGAGACGGAAGCACCGCAAGCGCAAACACUCCCCCGAAGCCGUGGUCGAGGAGAACACCGAGGCUGAACCUUCGGGCGGUGAAGCUCAGAGAGUCGAGUUCGCUACCGACACGAUCGAUCACCAAAACUCGACUGGGGAACCACGGACUCGCAGCCCCCUUCAAGGCCUGCGUAGCAUGUCUUUCCGGCCUGUCGUCAACAGUCUGGCACCGACCGUCUUCACCCAGUCCCAAGAUGCCAACGCGCCGAACGCCCUUGCCGGCCCGAUUCCCCGCGUGCGCUACGGCAUCCGCAGGACAAACUCGCUCCCGGACCGGCUAAGCCAACACUACCGUCCCCCCGGCGCUAUGAUGCCCUCGCAGAUCCCGCUAGCUCACCCACCUACGGUAGCCCUUGCCGAGAUGGAAAAUGUUGGUCAACUGUCGCGCACUGCGGCCGUCAUUCUGCUCCUCGUCUCGACCGCCCUGGUCGCCGUGUGCGCCGAGUUCAUGGUGGACUCGAUCAACGGGCUCGUCGAGACGAGCAACGUCAGCGAAAUCUUCAUUGGCCUCAUCAUCCUGCCCAUCGUGGGCAACGCGGCCGAGCACGUCACAGCCAUCACGGUGGCCAUGAAGAACAAGAUGGAUCUCGCUAUCGGCGUCGCUGUCGGCAGCUCCAUCCAGAUCGCCCUCUUCAUUACGCCACUGGUUGUCAUCAUCGGGUGGGGCUUGGAUCGUGAGAUGACACUCUACUUUACGCUAUUCGAGACGGUCUGCCUGUUUGUCUCGGCCUUCAUCACCAACUUCCUAGUGCUCGACGGCAGGAGUAAUUACCUGGAGGGCGCGUUAUUGAUGUCGACUUAUGUCAUUAUCGCCGUCGUGGCUUUCUUUUACCCCAGACCUGAAGAGGCAUCCGCCUGGGGUGCUUAAGCCACAAGGAAGCUCUGGUUGUGAGACUGGGAUCAAAGACCCUUGGGAUGGAGGAGUCGCCGGUUGCAGAACAUCCGGGACACCCAGCAUAGCAUAUGUAGGUAUCCAUGAGCUAGCUGGAGCACUAAAACCACUAGCUGGUCAAUCAUAAAAGGGAUCUUCCCACUAAAUUUAUAUUUUUGUAUCGUGAUUCUCAUGUUGGAGGGUGAAAAGUUAUCCAACCAUCGUUCUAGAACAUGCAUAUAAAC
Messenger RNA from Chaetomium fimeti, 2657 nucleotides. Its product is annotated as Sodium/calcium exchanger protein-domain-containing protein. Gene Ontology annotation, cellular component: membrane. Lineage: Eukaryota; Fungi; Ascomycota; Sordariomycetes; Sordariales; Chaetomiaceae. Gene Ontology annotation, biological process: calcium ion transmembrane transport; intracellular calcium ion homeostasis. The record is from RefSeq and is a predicted model, not a curated record. Bases 202 to 2409 code for a protein of 735 amino acids. Gene Ontology annotation, molecular function: calcium:proton antiporter activity. The transcript is spliced from 5 exons.